AUGGAUUUCACUGCGAAGCUUCGCCCGAGCUCAGAACUUGACGGCGCCUUGAUCUUGACACGUGAGCGCAACGGCUCAAGAAUUGAUGUCAAAAAUCUUUCCUUGCAUCUAUUUGGGCAACAAUACCUUGAUCGACAGGCUAGAGUUCUUGAUGUCGUCAUCAAAGAAAAGCUCUUCUCGAAGACAACACAGUACAAUCUCUCCAGACCUGACAGAUAUCGACUUGGCCUAGCCCGCGGUAAACGCAUGCGCCAGUUGAUGGAUGAGCAUCAAUGGGAUGAAGAAGACUUACUUAUGGCCGAGUACUUGGUUGAUGAAAUUCAGCCGUACCAUCUUCACAUGUCUCUUUUUUCUGCUGCUAUGCGCGAACAAUGUAAUGAAGAGCAACGCGCGUACUGGAUUCCUAAGAUCGAGAAAUGGGAGAUCAUUGGUGCUUAUGCACAGACAGAGCUUGGACAUGGAAGUAAUGUUCGUGGAAUUGAGUGCACAGCAACUUGGGAUCAUGCUGCCAAGGAAUUCGUAUUACAUAGUCCGACAAUCACAGCAAGCAAGUGGUGGAAUGGCACUCUGGGUCUGACGGCUACCCAUGCAGUUGUUGUUGCGCAACUCAUCAUUCCAAGAAAGGAUGGCAGUGUGCAGCAUUGUGGCCCACGGCCAUUUAUCGUGCAGAUACGCAAUAUGAAGACACACCUACCACCAAAAAGCAUUGUCGUGGGCGACAUUGGGCCGAAGUAUGGAUAUGCGGCUAUGGACAAUGCGUACUGUUUAUUUGACCAACAUCGUAUUCCGCACAGCGCGUUACUUAGUAGAUAUGCACAAUUGGAUAUUGAGACGGGUGCUUAUUCUAGACCAAAAAAUGCUAGCUCGGUAUAUGGUCAGCUAACACGGGGUCGAUCAGUUAUAGUAUUGAACUCGAGACUGAUGCUAGCACGGGCGGUGACCGUUGCAGUAAGAUAUUUAGCCAUUCGUCGUCAAUUUCACGACCAAGAUUCGAAGGAUUCCGCGUCCCCAGAGACCCAAGUUCUUGACUACUCUACUGUUCAAAUACGUGUCUUGCCGCUGCUCGCUACAGUCUUUGCUCUACACUACACUGGGAAAGCGAUGUGGGACUUAUACCAACGUACACGAGGUGCACAUUCCCUUGAUUCAGACAACGCGCAGUUACGAGAGCUCCAUAGCACUUCCGCUGGACUAAAAAGCCUGGCUACCGAACUAUCUGCUAAUGGAAUCGAAAUUUGCCGUCGAGCCAUGGGCGGCCAUGGCUUUGGUGGUGCGACUGGCCUCAUUUCGUUAAACAACGACUGGCUAUCCAAACCAACGGUAGAAGGCGACAACUGGAUGAUCACCCAGCAAGUCGCACGUCAUCUAAUCUCAUUGGUUGGGAACAUUUCGAACCACAAUACUCAAUCUGAAAGCAGCUGGACUGAGAACUGUGUAAGAGCUUUUGCCGCUCAGACUCAACCGUUGUCUGUAUGCGACAUAUUUGGAACUUCCAAAGCAAUAGUGGAUGCAUUUGAAAGACGAAUGUGCUUCCUUUCCUGGCAAGCAUAUGAUGCACGUGUGGUACAGAAGCGACCUCACAACGAUUUGCUUAUUGAUUUCCACAACUUGAGCCGAGCCUAUUCACAAGCUAUGCUGAUUCGAAAUUUUCAUCUCGCGACGGAAGCUAUGGAUUUAGAUCCAGAGACGUCAUCAGUCAUUCAGGACAUGUUUUUGCUCUUCGCAUAUCACACCAUUGACAGCGAAGCCAGAACUUUCCAAUCCUCUGGUUCCGUUUCGUCCUCCGACAUAGAGAAGCUGAGUUCUAAGAUUCUGAUGCUUAUGCGGAAAAUACGCCCGCACGCUGUGCGACUUGUAGACUCAUUCGCAAUACCCGAUUAUCUGCUUGAUAGCGCUCUGGGGCGUAGUGAUGGUAAAGUAUAUGAGGAUUUGUUUUAUCGUGCACAUCAUCUGAAUCCACUGAACAAACUGGUUGUCAACCCCAACUACUGGGACAAUGAGAUUGAACUUGGUUCAGGAGAUAGUGGCGCUGUACUAGCAAAGCUGUGA
Messenger RNA from Verruconis gallopava, 2049 nucleotides. RefSeq lists its product as uncharacterized. Gene Ontology annotation, molecular function: fatty acid binding; acyl-CoA oxidase activity; FAD binding. Gene Ontology annotation, biological process: fatty acid beta-oxidation using acyl-CoA oxidase; lipid homeostasis. Gene Ontology annotation, cellular component: peroxisome. The transcript has 2 exons. Lineage: Eukaryota; Fungi; Ascomycota; Dothideomycetes; Venturiales; Sympoventuriaceae. The record is from RefSeq and is a predicted model, not a curated record. The coding region runs from base 1 to 2049 and encodes 682 amino acids.